AAGAAAAUAGGCAUAAUAAGUCAUUAUUAAAUCAAAAAUUAUUUUUUUAAUAAUGUAAUUAAGAGAAAUGAUCAUCUUUCCAACAAAAGAAGAUAGACAUACCUACAAUAAAAUUGUUAAAAGGAUUUUUCCAAGUGUACAUUUAAUAAAUCAGAGAUUGAUUUGAGAAAAAAGUUGAAAAAUUUCGCCCAUUUAUUUAAUUAAAUUAAUACAGAUAAAAUGGGACAAACUCUUAGUGAACCUGUGACAGUUAAGGAAACGGCAAUUUGUCAAGAUGAGAACUAUAAAGUCGCUUCUUCGAGCAUGCAAGGAUGGAGAACAUCCAUGGAAGAUUCUCAUACACACAUUCUAUCACUCCCCGAUGAUCCAGACACUGCUUGGUUCAGUGUUUUCGAUGGACACGGUGGAUCAAUUGUUGCAAAAUAUUCCAGUAAACAUCUUCACAAAUAUGUGAUUCAACGUCCAGAAUAUCCUAAUGACAUCCCAGAAGCACUUCGACAGGCACGUACAAAAAAAAAAUCAGGAUUUCUUGACAUUGAUACUGCGAUGCUGAAUGAAGAGCAAAUAAAGGAACAAAUGGCAGGAACGACAGCUAUUUGCUGCAUGAUUCGAGAUAACAAGCUUUAUUGUGCAAAUUCUGGAGAUUCACGAGCAAUCGCAUGUAAAAAUGGGAACCUUGUCACAUUAAGUAACGAUCAUAAACCAAACAAUCCUGAAGAGAUGGAUCGAAUUUAUAAUGCUGGCGGAUGGGUAGAAUUCAACAGAGUAAAUGGAAAUUUGGCAUUGUCUAGAGCUUUAGGUGAUUUCUUGUUCAAACGCAACCAGUUAAUUCCAGCAGAGCAACAAAUUGUUACAGCAUUGCCGGAAGUAUCUGUUCACGAUUUGUCAGAAGACUGGGAUUUCCUUGUCUUAGCAUGCGAUGGAAUUUGGGAUGUUCUUACAAAUCAGGCUGUCGUAAACUUUGUGAUGGAGUCGAUAGCGGAAGGAAAAUAUCCCGAGAGCAUUUGCGAAGAACUGCUGACUUACUGCCUAGCACCCGUCUGUCAAAUGGGAGGAUUAGGAGGCGACAAUAUGACGAUAAUAAUCAUAUGUUUCCUUCACGGGAAGCCCUGGCAGCAUUUGGUUGACAAAUGCAAAAAGUAUCAUGCAGAGAAGAAAGCAUUGUCAAAAUUACUCGAGCCAGCAUUCAGUACCUUUGAUCGUUUUGCCGCCGAUGGACCAUUUUCUGAAGUUUCUGUUUUGAAAGCGUCUGACGAUUCGCAAAAUUCAAAUGAAAGUUCAUCACAUACAUCAUCUCCCUCAUCGUCUCCAAUUUCAACUGAAGAUAAGUUUGAUGGCAUUUUAACUGAGAUAUUAGAGCUACACGAAGCAAAUGAUGAGAAAAUGAUUGCCGUAACUGAUACAAAAGUCCUUGAACAAGAUUCCAAAAUUUCAUCACAAAAUGCAGAUGGUGAAGUUGAAACUGUCAAAGUUAUCGAGGUCAUCAGUUCAACUGUAAUCGAGUCAAAAGUGCCUGACUCGUCGACGUCCACAGCUAAUGUGAGUAAUGGUGAUUCCAAUUGA
This is a messenger RNA of Chironomus riparius, 1563 nucleotides long. The record is from the annotation of a GenBank genome assembly. Lineage: Eukaryota; Metazoa; Arthropoda; Insecta; Diptera; Chironomidae.